Molecule: messenger RNA, 2586 nt
Organism: Belonocnema kinseyi
Lineage: Eukaryota; Metazoa; Arthropoda; Insecta; Hymenoptera; Cynipidae
Exons: 8
Coding region: 366-1913 (515 amino acids)
Biological process (GO): transcription initiation at RNA polymerase II promoter; RNA polymerase II preinitiation complex assembly
Cellular component (GO): SLIK (SAGA-like) complex; SAGA complex; transcription factor TFIID complex
Molecular function (GO): transcription coactivator activity; RNA polymerase II general transcription initiation factor activity; protein heterodimerization activity
Source: RefSeq, a predicted model, not a curated record
GAUCUGCUGAGUCUGUCAAACUCACAGAAUCAACGAACAACUUUUGCUAAAGUAAAAACAGUAGUUAAAAUAAAACGUAUGUAACAUAAACUUUAUUGCAGUAAAAUUAACGUUGUGAUCAUGAGCAACGAUUAUAUGCGGACACUUACAUGUAGAUCCUGUAAAAAAAUUUAAAUGUAUUUAACUGGGAAUAACGUGUGCUUUCUGACAAGUUAUCCUCAGCCCUCAGGGAAUCUUUCCGGCUUAUAUUUUUUAAAUUACGAACGCACUUUAUGAUAAACAUUCAAUAAAGAGAUUAAAUGCUUGAUCUUCAGUGACUUUCGGUAUAAAUGUUCUCAACUUUUAGUUUUAAAAAUUAAUCUACCAUGAAAGAGGUAUUAAAUACCCAUCUUUCUUCGGGAUUUAAUAAUCAUUUUGCAAAUAAUAAUGGAGACACUAGCGGUGAGAGCUCUAAUAAUGUUGCAAAUGGUGAAAAUACGAGAAGGUAUGCUGUUUUGAGUACAGACUGGAUUUCAGCAAUUGGAGAAGAAUUAGGAAUGCAGCCCCUUCCAGAUCCUCUCCUUCGAAGACUAGCAGAAGAUGCUUCCUAUCGUUUACGAGAAGUUUUACAUAAAUGUGUAACAAGACUAAGACACAGUAAACGAAGGCGAUUAACGUCGAAUGAUGUAAAUUCAGUAGUAACUGAUUUAUGUGAUGCUGAUCCGCUUUUCGGGGUACCUGAACAAAUGCCAGAAUAUCAUAAUGAAGCUGGAGUAUUUGUUCCCCACGAACGUAUUAUAGAUUUGUCGCAGCAAGUCAAUAAUCCUCUAAAACUUAGUCAGCUUACUCCUCCUUUUCUACAAGAAUUAGAAAUAACUAAUGGUCGAUUGAAAGAAGCUCGUGAUAUUUAUGCAAAGCGAACAUUAAAAACGAUUUACAAUGGAUCUCAAAAGACAUUUCAGGUUCUCUUGAACGACUGCGCUACUAAUGCUGAUUUGGGAGGCUUGGGAGUUGUCGAUAAAUUGAUGUCGAUAGCAAGAGCAAUGGUUAUUACCAAUAGCACUCAUUAUACACGACUGUCUACGCGAACAUGUCAGCUCAUCAUUGCAGUUGCAAGUAACAGCGAAGCUGUAUACCCCUACCACUUAAUUUCGGUGGAUAAGUUAACCGAAUUAUUAAUUGACCUACCGGAGGGUUAUAUUCACGUUAACAUGGAAGUAUUAUUCAAAGAUUGUGCACUUAAAUUGAUGCUUCGCUGGCCAUCUGCGGCAGAUAAAUUCAUUCCAGUGUUAGAAAGAAUUCUUCUCCAAGAAGAGAAGGAUAGUUUCGAAUCCAGAAAGAAGAGACUUAUGGCCAUGGAGUUAAUCGCAGGAGUUCAACCUUUAUUGUUUUUUCAGCAAGAAAGUAAUUCUCCGCUUUCUUUAGAAAAAGUUCUUCAAUUCGCGUUGCCUGGUUCUGUUUUGUGGUUGCGUAUUGCUACUGCAGUUUGCGCUUUUGUAAAAACGGGGAGCCAACCGUUCAACUAUGUUGUGAUAACCGACCAUUUUGGGGAUUCGAUUUUACCCUACUUUGCAAUCAGAGAUGAAAAGCCUCGCGAACGUAAAGAAGAAACUGCUCUUCCAAUUAUUGUCAGAAGUAAAAUUAAUUAUGCUGAAAUUAGGCCAGCUCGAGAAAAUAGGCCGUAUGUGGACAGGCACACAAUUUUUCCUAAUUCAGUACUACAGGGCAGACAUGAAAUAAGAUUCGCGUUUGCUGGUGGACGACCCGUAGCUCCUGACAAUUUGAGACGAGCAAGCUUGCGUGCGGAUUAUGAGUUCUUAAGAAGCGAAGUGCCUGCUACUGUCGCACUCGUAGCUUCUCGGAAAUUGCUUGUAUUUAAGAAUAAACGACAAAAUUUUGCUGAUGCCUAUAAUUUAAAAAGCUUUAACCUUUGAGCAAAAAAAAACCUAACAGUUAAUGAUCCUUGGUGAGUGCAUUUUUAAUAUAACAAAAAUAAAUUAAACCCAACUUACAUGUAGGUAGCAGUUAAAAUUUGUGUCGUGACUUAUACAAGUUCAGGGUGGCUGCUUAACCAGGAAAUGAACGGGCAUUUCCUACGUUCAGAAAUAGGGUCAUCCGCUAAUUUCCUUUUUUUUCGUAUUGAAGAAUAAGUUCUAAAAUAACUCAUAAUAUCAGGAUAAUGUAAAAAAGUGUUUUUCGAAAAUAGAUUUGAGGAUAAAUAAAAUGUUUACAAAUUUCAAAUUCCUAUUUCUGACACGCCUAUUCCGUCCUCUCUAUUUGACGUUGCACGUUUUCAAAAGCUUGUAAAUAAAUUGGUUGAUUACCGUUUUUGCAUAAAAAUGCAAAGAAAACAAUGCUACCAUUGGCCUUUUUGCCUAAAUGUUAGAACACCUCUGUCAUAAAUUAAAGAAAAUUAGUUAUAACUAUAACCAAAGAUGAGGAAUGAAAAAAAUGGUACAAAAUUGUUCGGCGUGACAUGUGCCCUACAACAUAUUUAGUAUAUUUUUGCAAAGAUCAUUUCAACGUAAGAAAAUAUAUUUAUUUUUAAGAGAAAAAUUUAAAAUAUGCUUUUUUUAAUCAAAUCGUUUAUUUACGUAACAAGCAUUA